Messenger RNA from Vanessa atalanta (red admiral), 711 nucleotides. RefSeq names its product fork head domain-containing protein FD4-like. The transcript has a single exon. Gene Ontology annotation, biological process: anatomical structure morphogenesis; regulation of transcription by RNA polymerase II; cell differentiation. Bases 1 to 711 code for a protein of 236 amino acids. The record is from RefSeq and is a predicted model, not a curated record. Gene Ontology annotation, molecular function: DNA-binding transcription factor activity, RNA polymerase II-specific; RNA polymerase II cis-regulatory region sequence-specific DNA binding. Lineage: Eukaryota; Metazoa; Arthropoda; Insecta; Lepidoptera; Nymphalidae.
AUGCCACGGCCGUCGCGCGAUUCCUACGGCGAUCAGAAACCACCCUAUUCGUAUAUAUCUCUCACUGCAAUGGCGAUUUGGAGUUCGCCGGAGCGAAUGUUACCGUUGUCAGAGAUCUACCGGUUCAUCACCGAUCGUUUCCCCUAUUACCGGUGUAAUACGCAGCGCUGGCAGAACUCCUUGCGGCACAAUCUGUCUUUCAACGAUUGUUUUGUGAAAGUGCCUCGAAAUCCAGACCGACCAGGCAAAGGAGCCUAUUGGACAAUGCAUCCGCAAGCCUUCGAUAUGUUCGAAAACGGUUCUUUAUUGCGUCGCCGAAAACGUUUUAAGCUACACAAAGGAGAAAAGGAUAAUUUGAAAUCUGAAUUGGCAGCUUUGGCAAAUUUUAAUCGCAUGUUCCUUGCGAGUCAGAAUCGAAUGCCAUCGACUCAAGUAGAUACGCAAAUAUUUGACGACUCCCCGAAGUGUGUUAAAAGCAGGCCGCUAAAAUCAUUUACGAUAGAUAGUAUACUUAGCAGUGAUGUUAAUUCAGAAAACAGUGAUGUUAAUAGUGUUCAAAGUUUAAGUGUGCCAGUUUAUCCACCAGAUUUAUUGGCUAUGGCUGCUAUGGUUUGGCAUCCUCAAUGUUUUCAUUCGCCUUUGCAAACUUCUUUUAAUAUUCCGUUUCAAGAUUGGCAAAAAAUAUUUUACACUCAAUUGUUACAACGAUAA